AGGAGAUCCUGUGCGUCACGGCGGGCAGCGACGUCGUCGCGUGUGCGACUAACGCGAGGUUGCUGCGGCUGUUCACGCCAAUGGGCACGCAGAGACAGGUCUGAUGAUGCUUCGACUUCAAGGGUAAAAACGAAUAAAACCACAGAUUGUAUACGAGGAACACCGCCAAAAUAUGGCUACAGCAACAUAGAAAUGACUCCACGAAAAAAAAAACUUGUAAAAAAGUUGCAGCGAACACAGUGUUUGUUAUCAUCACUCUCAAAAACAUCCGUCGAUUUGGACAAAUUAGAUUCCGAUUUUCUGAAAAAUGUUGUAUCAGACUCUCUGAAAAAUCAAGCCCGGAAACCUAGAGGCAAGCGAUGGAAUUUAAUUAACAAAAUUUCUGCUUUACAAAUUUUUAAGAGGUCACCCAAGACAUACCGUUUUCUGCAGCAUAUAAUGCCUUUGCCCAGUGUUCGAACAAUUCAACGCUUACUUAAAGCUGUAGAAAUUAAUCCUGGUAUUAAUACCUCAACUCUGAAAAUGUUAAAAGAGAAAGCUUCAACUAUGUUACCAAAUGACAAAAUCUGCGCGUUAUUGUUUGAUGAGAUAUCAUUAGAAAAGCGGCUAAUUUACAAUGAAUGUUCAGAUAAAGUUGAGGGAUAUGUUGACUACGGAUCUGGAGAAUACCGCGGAAAGAAAAACGAGAUAGCAGAUAAAGCUCUAGUCUUUAUGCUUCAAGGAAUUCGCAACGAAUAUAAACAGCCAUUGGCGUUUUAUUUCGUUAAAGGCACUAUUUCCUCAGAAAACUUAUUGAGUAUUAUCAAGGAAAUUAUUGCCACUGUUGAAGAUAUUGGUUUCACAGUCAUCAGUACGGUUUGUGAUCAAGGACCGACAAACUGCGGAGCAUUAAACAUUGCUCAAAAAGUUAUCACAUUUACCGUCUACUGCUAACUAUUUUCUAGUGAAUCAGAGAAAAAUAUAUACAGUUUUUGACGUUCCCCACUUAUUCAAGUCAAUUCGAAAUAACUUUUAUGAAGCCGGGUCUAUGAAAUUUGACGGUAAAGUGGCUAAGUGGCAACACUUACGUGACGCAGAAGCCAUAAAUACUGGAAUGUUGUACUUUCAUAAAGUAUCUUCUGUAAUGCUAGAUCCAAAACAAAAACAUAAAAUGAAAGUGAAAUAUGCCGCUCAAACUCUAAGUAAUACUUUCGCAGCUAUUCUAAAGAUGAUUGCAGAAAAAUAUGAAGACACAGAGUACGGAAAAGAAGUGGCACAAACAUCCGAGGUAGUACGGGACCUUAAUAAUUUAUUUGAUUCUACUAAUGGCCCAUCAAACCCAAAAGAUGUAAUAAAGGGACGAAGACAAAAUGUGUCUCGUAAAACCAAUCACAUAGAAAUCUGGAAUAGUUUUUUGAAAAAGCUGAAGUCAAUGGAGUUCAUGAAAUCAGAUAGCAGGUUAAGAUUAAAAAGAGUCAGAUGCGUGGAAGGUUAUAUUGUAACCAUAAAUUCGCUUAAAGAUAUCUGGUGUUAUUGUAAGAAUCAAGGAUUUAACUAUUUGAAUUUACGCUCACUGAAUCAAGACGCUCUUGAAAACCUAUUCGGACUUAUACGACAGAAUAGCCCUACAAAUCGAAAUCCUACCUGCACACAUUUUGUAAGUGCAUUGAAAUCAAUUCAUAUUUCUGGAAUGAAUGCACCACAUAACCGAGGAUCUAAUUGCGAAGAAGAUUUGAACAAGUUAUUGCUUGUCAAUCCAUUAUGCCAACAUGAUGUUGAUGGUGAUGAGAAACUCACAUCAAUGACUACCAAUGAAGAAGAAGAAUAUCCUGUUUUAAUGAUACCUGAAAAUGAAUUGGAGGAGCAAAUUGAAACAGAUUUAACAGACAUAGAAAAUCAACCUAUUGUAUAUUUAAGCGGUUACAUAGCUUAUAGACUGUUGAAGAACGUAGGCUGUCAAAUGUGUUCUAAUUUGCUGAAACUGGAAGAUGUUACAGAUCACCCAAUGUAUAAAUUUAUAAGCUUGCGGGAGUGGUGGCAAGAAAAGAAAUCAUUAACGUACCCAUCUAUCCAGCUGUGUCGUACAAUUGAGGAAGCGAAAAACUAUUUUGAAAAAAAUAGUCAUUUAUUAUAUGAAGAAAAUGUCGGGCAAAUGUUUUGCACACUUUUUGCGGCAAACAUUAACAUAACCUGGUGGACAUGUAAGGAACAUGAGGAUUUCAUGAAAAAACAAUUAUUUUGGUUUGUGACCAAAAUCUUAAUUAGAAGACAGUGCCAAAUAUUAAAUUCGGAUAUUAUUAAAACAGAAGAAAUUUCUGCGAACGCUGCAAAGAUAGCUCAACUAAGAAGCGCUGCAAAAUAAUAUAUGUAAUUACGAGUAUGCAAUAUCAAUUCCACGCGGACGAAGUCGCGGGCAACACCGCGACUUCGUCCGCGUGGAAUCUUAUCUUCAACAUUUUACAUCUU
Messenger RNA from Cydia fagiglandana, 2445 nucleotides. RefSeq lists its product as uncharacterized. Lineage: Eukaryota; Metazoa; Arthropoda; Insecta; Lepidoptera; Tortricidae. The coding region runs from base 1028 to 2341 and encodes 437 amino acids. The record is from RefSeq and is a predicted model, not a curated record. The transcript is spliced from 2 exons.